AUGCCUCUGAUUACCUUGGGAGACGAGGAAUUGAGCGAUGACUCGGCAGCGUUGCAGAAGGAAUUAGAAGUGAGAAAAUUUGGGAAUAGUAGAACAUUUCAAGUGGAGAGUUCAGAAAAUUUUUCAAAGCGAUGAGUCAGAAGCGAGCACGUCGUCUUUCUCAUCACCGCCCACGCAUUCAGCAGAACAGUCGGAGACUUAUUCAGACAAGCAGUGGGUACUUCAUCCUGACAGUUUCAUUAACGUAUUUUCAGACGUAGAAGCCUUGAAGGCACUUCCAAGAUAAAGUUCGACGUAAUCGAACGUCCAGAGCACGGUACCUUAGGAAAAGAGCUAGCAGUCCGUGCCAAUUACUUCCCGAUGACCGUCCCGAACAUCACGGUCCAUCGAUAUCGAGUUGAAAUCUUGCCAAAAGGGCCCAGGGACUUGAAUCGGUUAGUCAAGUGUAUACCUGUUUUAGCUUUCAGUAACAUUCAGAAAAAUCCUGGCGCACCUCCUCGAAAAGUACUCUAACCACUUCAACGGACUUCUUUGUGCCUACGACGGCCGAGAGUUCCUCUACGCCAAAAGGAUCUUGCCAAUUGGCGCAAAGAAGACGCUGAUAGAACUGUUACUUCCGGAUGCGAACCAAAGAAAUCCAUUCCAAAUUUCCAUAGAGUACCUCGCAGAAGUUCAGUUGGAAGCAGCGAUGAAUGGACAGCACGAGGCGGUGCACGCUCUGCAAACUAUUCUGUCGCAUAUUCCCGGAACCCGUUCCGUUCAAAUCGGAAAGUCGUUUUUCAAGCCGCUCAAGAAGCACUACGAUUUGACGGGCGGGCUUGAGCUGUGGCAAGGACACUAUCAAGCGGUUCGACCAACUCAAAUGAGAAUGCUGCUGAUGGUGGACCCGGCCGCCUCUUCGUUCCUUCAUCCGCAGAGUGUGCUCGGGUAUCUCUGCGACGUGCUGCAGAUUUCGGAGGAAUCACUGAGGAAGAGGACGCCGUUGAAUUCGGAGAGUGUGAUAAAGUUUGGAAAGGAGAUGAAAGAGGUGAAGAUCGAGAUGGAGCUCAACGGAAUGAAGAGGAAGCAUAGGGUUCUGCGGAUGACGCAUCGGCCGGCUGCCAUUCAGACCUUUCCAAUGUAUCAGGGAGAAACGAAUUCUAAGGAGUCGUGGACUGUUGAAGAUUAUUAUAAGAUGAGAUAUGAGUACAAACUGAUCUACCCACAUCUUCCUUGCCUACAGGUUUAUUUUCAGUAGACACGCUUGCAUAAUGGGCAACUAUAACUUUCAGGUCGGCAAGCAAGAUCGUAACACGUACAUCCCAAUGGAGCUCUGCAAGAUUGUGACAUGUCAGCGGUAUCAGAGAAAACAGACGGACGAGCAGACGAGCAGAAUGAUCCGCCGGACCGUCCGUCUGGCGCCAGCCACCGAGCGGGAGAUUCACAAAAUUUUGAAGUUUGCCAAUUUUGAGAAUGACGCCUACGCAUCAGAGUUCGGAGUAGCCGUCGGAACGAGCAUGGUCGAAUUGAGCGGCCGGAGACUGCCCGCGCCGUGGAUCCAGUAUAGCUCCAGAACUCCAGCGAACGUAGCCACACUGCCAGAGCAAGGAGCUUGGGAUAUGAGUGGGCGGCACUUCCACACUGCCAUCAAGCUGGCGACGUGGGCGAUGAUCUGUUUUGCACCGGAAAGUUUUGUGUCCCGGCCGAACCUCCGCAGUUUCACCCACUGCUUCAGGGAGUGGUCUGGGUCGGUCGGAAUGCACGUAACCUCAGUUCCAUCCUACGCGGUCUAUGCCUGCGAGAACGAUCAAGUGGAGCACAUCCUGCAGUACAUUGUGCACGUUUAUCCGAACAUUCAGUUGGUUAUGGCGAUUCUGCCCGGCAAAACGCACGUCUACAACGAGAUGAAGAGGGUGGCGGACACCAAAUUGGGCUUGCCCACUCAGUGCGUCGAUGCGAAGAAUGUCAAAAAAACCAGCAGACAGACGGUGCUCAAUAUCUGCCAGAAGAUCAACAUGAAGUUAGGAGGCGUCAACAGCGUUCUGGCGCCGAGUUACCGCUUCCCGAUUCUUCAGCAACCAACCAUCUUCAUCGGAUUGCACAUUUCUAGACCCCCAAAACGAGAAAAUAAUAAACCGUCCACGGUCAGUGCAGUCGGAAGUAUCGAUGCACAUCCCAGCAGGUGCCACAACUAUAUUUAGCUUCUCAACAAAGUAAACUUUCUAGAUACGCCGCCUCGAUUCGUCUCCAGGACCAACAUCCGAUUGUGGCCCUGGAUCUCACGAGCAUGAUGUGCGAGCUGCUCAAAAAGUUCUACCGUAGCACGGGCUUCAAACCUACCCGCAUCGUUUUUUACCGUGAAGGAGUGGCCGAGGAAAACAUGUACAACGUGCUCCAAUACGAGCUCAGAGCCAUCCGGAACGCCUGCAAGACUCUGGAAACCAAAUACGAGCCCGGAAUCACCUUCAUUGCCGUCAAAAAGCGUCAUCACACGCGUCUAUUCCCAGUUCAUGAAGAGGAUAUGACCGGCGAGUCGAAGAAUGUGCCGCCGGGGACUUGCGUGGAUCACGGAAUUUGUCACCCAAACCGCUUCGAUUUCUACCUCUGCUCCCACGUGGCAGUCCAAGGAACCGCCCGACCCACUCAUUACCACGUGCUGUGGGAUGAUAGUCGGCUCUCCGCGAACGACUUGCAGCAAAUGACACAUCACUUGUGCUACACUUACGCGCGGUGCACAAGAGCAGUCUCAGUUCCGGCGCCGGUUUAUUACGCACUUUUGGCGGCCUUCCGUGCACAGUAUCAUUUGAAUCUGGAGAAAUGGAAUGAGGCUUCGGAGGACGGAAGUAGCACUCCAGAAACCGAUAUGGAGAAGAUGAACAAAGUGGUCAAGGUAGAAAAGUUUGGGAAAAGUCUAAAAUAUCGGUAUUCAAUUUUCAGAUUCAUCCGAACGCCGUCAGUUCCAUGUACUUUGUCUGA
Molecule: messenger RNA, 2955 nt
Organism: Caenorhabditis sp. 36 PRJEB53466
Lineage: Eukaryota; Metazoa; Nematoda; Chromadorea; Rhabditida; Rhabditidae
Source: the annotation of a GenBank genome assembly